This is a messenger RNA of Nematolebias whitei (Rio pearlfish), 1530 nucleotides long. It is a transcript of the gene dek, whose product is annotated as DEK proto-oncogene. The record is from RefSeq and is a predicted model, not a curated record. Lineage: Eukaryota; Metazoa; Chordata; Actinopteri; Cyprinodontiformes; Rivulidae. Bases 124 to 1335 code for a protein of 403 amino acids. The transcript is spliced from 12 exons. Gene Ontology annotation, cellular component: nucleus. Gene Ontology annotation, molecular function: DNA binding; histone binding. Gene Ontology annotation, biological process: regulation of double-strand break repair; chromatin organization.
CUGCCGGUGGGAGAGCUGCUGUGUGUGGGGCUGAAAGCGGAGCUUGUCGGGACCUCGUGCGGACACAAGCGGCCGGUGGGCUUCAGGAACCUGCUACCUGUCAGGUGAGGAGGAGGCGCAGACAUGAGCCAGGUGGUGGAGGACCAGCAGGAGGACCAGCAGAGCCCGGCUCGGAGCAGCUUCAAGGCUUUUGCUGAGAUCAUCGAAGGGAAACGGACCACGAAGACGGUGGAGAGGCUGGACUUCCAGGCGCCGAAGGCGAAGGAGAAGCUGAAGAUUGGAGACGGUGGGGGAGACAAACUCGGAGACAUCCCUCGCACCAACUACCAGAUCACCAAGAUGAAGCCGGCCGACCUCAAGCCUCUGCACAACAUCCUAUUCGACCGGCCCGGGAAGACGGCGUCCAUGAAGAAGAACCUGCGGCUCUUUAACGGCUUCCCGUUCAGCGCAGACAGCCCGCAGUUCAGCAAGAAACGAGACAAACUUCUCAGGAAGUCCAACUUCACCAACUCCAAGCUGAAGGAGGUCUGCACCGUUCUGGACCUGGAGAAGAAAGGAACCCACUCAGAUCUGGUGGACCGGAUCCUGAUGUUCCUCGUCGCUCCAAAGAACAGUGGGAAGCGUGUUCCUGUGAAGAAGAAGAGGAAGUCCAAGAAGAAGCUGUGCAGCGACGACGUGAAGCCCAAAACCAAAAAGAGCCGACCCACAGCCUCCUCCAGCAGCCCCAAGAAGACCAAACCAGGAAGCAAGUCCAAAGCCAUCGUGAUGGACUCCAGCAGCGACGAGGACGAGGAGAAGACAGGAGCUUCAGCAGAGGCUGAAGGAUCGGAUGGGGAGAAGAACCCCUCACUGAGGGAGGAGGAGGAUCAGUCUGAGGAGGAGGAGUCCUCCAAGCCCAAGUCCAGCACAGCAAAGACGAAGAAGAAGAACGCUCCGAUAAAGAGGCCGCGCGCUCCAGUGAAGAAGGCGGGGCUUCUUAAGAGAGCCAAGAUGGAGACUUCCGGAGAGUCUGAUGGCAGCAGUGAAGCUGAUGAGAAGCCAAAGAAGAAGAAACUCGCUGCCAAAACCAAGAAGGCCGACAGCAGCAGCAACAUCAAAAACACAAACACUGUGGAGGACAGCUCAGACGAGGAUGAGCCUCUCAUCAGGAUGGUAAAGAAAGCUCCGAGUGACGAUCAGCUGAAGGAGACGGUUCAGGGUCUCCUGAAGGAAGCGGACCUGGAGGAGAUGACCAUGAAGCAGAUUUGUCAGAGGGUGUUUGACACGUAUCCAGAACAUGACCUAAGCAGCAGGAAGGACUUCAUCAAACAGACGGUCAAAGCUCUCAUCACAUGAAGACUCUGCAGACCUCCUGGAGAAGAACCAGGACCAUGUUCCAGACUCUGCAGACCUCCUGGAGAAGAACCAGGACCAUGUUCCAUUUCCAGCUGUUUUUAUACCUAAAUGUUUUUAAGUUUUAGUUGAAGUGCCACGUUUUUAAAACAAACUGUUUUUUCUGCCUCACUUUAAAUUCAUCAUGAAGUUCAUGUU